AUGCUUUCGUCCUUUUUGGAAAAUAGAAGAGCCAUCGCAUUACUUCAAAUCGACAACCCGAAACUGAAUCUCCCAAUAAUUGACUCGAGAGAAUGGGAUGUGAUCGAUUUACUAUGUGAAGUUCUAAAGCCACUAGCUGAAACUACGAAAGCUGUUCAAAGUCGUUUUGAAGCCACAGCUUCUGUUGUAAUUCCUUCGUUAAAACUUCUUGAAUUUAAACUGAAUCGAAUGAAACGAGAAGAAUCUAUUGAUGAAAGAAGAGAAUGUAUUGCAAAAUUGAACAGUACAUUGGCAUUGAGAACUCAACAUCUUCAUUCUGACAGCUUUUUGAGAACGUGCACGUUUCUGGACCCAAGGUUCAAAGAUUCUUUUUUUUCCUUUUCGCAUAAGGAUUACAUCAUCCAAAAGUCAAAAACGGCCACUAAUACAACAUCAGAAAACACGGAUGGAUGCAGUGAUGUUGUUGUCUGCACGGAAGAGUCUCCGCUUACUCUCUAUCAAUCCUUUUUGAAAGAAAAUUCGCCCGAGCCAACAGAUCCUAUUGAAAAAGAUAGUAUCGCAAAGGAAAUCGACGAAUACCUGCAACAUCCACCUUCCCAAGAAACAGACCCAUAUGCGUAUUGGAACAACGCGGAGAAUUUGCCACAUUUGAAAAAAAUGGCUCUUGAAUUUCUGUGCGUUCCUGCUACAUCAUCAGAGUUGGAAGUCAUUGCAGAAGUCUCCGUGAUGACAAAUCUGGCAGUGAGAUCCAUCCAAAAAGGAGAUCGCUUCGCAGGAAUGGGCACAUCCCUUGGCGAGAACUGGAAUAGAAAAAAGUUGUGA
Molecule: messenger RNA, 822 nt
Organism: Caenorhabditis remanei
Lineage: Eukaryota; Metazoa; Nematoda; Chromadorea; Rhabditida; Rhabditidae
Exons: 5
Coding region: 1-822 (273 amino acids)
Molecular function (GO): protein dimerization activity
Source: RefSeq, a predicted model, not a curated record